Aspergillus steynii IBT 23096 is the source of this 6246-nucleotide messenger RNA. Its product is annotated as guanine nucleotide exchange factor DCK1. Gene Ontology annotation, molecular function: guanyl-nucleotide exchange factor activity; small GTPase binding. NCBI's taxonomy places the organism in Eukaryota, Fungi, Ascomycota, Eurotiomycetes, Eurotiales, Aspergillaceae. The coding region runs from base 1 to 6246 and encodes 2081 amino acids. The record is from RefSeq and is a predicted model, not a curated record. Gene Ontology annotation, biological process: small GTPase-mediated signal transduction. Gene Ontology annotation, cellular component: plasma membrane; cytoplasm. The transcript is spliced from 2 exons.
AUGCCCUGGCGGCCUCUGCCUCGAAUCGCUUUCGCUGUCGCCAUCUAUCCCUUCCAACCGUCAACGCCGGCCGAUUUACCCCUCGAACUAGGCGAUGAGUUGUAUAUAAUUGAGCAGGGUGGUGUCAAUGGAGAAUGGUGUCGCGGGUAUCUCGUCGCUCCGCCCUCGCUGCUGGCGGGCCUGACCAGCACCAAGGGCCAGACCCUCGAAGCGCGCGUGUUUUCGGGCAUUUUCCCCCGCAAUUGCGUCGAGAUCCGUGAGGUGUUGGGCGACGCAGAUGGACAACGAGGCUUGACGAACGGCGACCGCUCAAGCGCCGACCCGACAGAUGGCCAGCCCAGCCCCCGUUCACUGCUACAUAGCCCCGCGGCAUCGACGUCCCUUCCACACACCCCGGUGGCUGUGACUCCUCGGGAUCCCAACGCCCCUAAACCCGCAGCCCCUGUUCCGAUGCUCAAGAUCGGCGACGAGACUCCCACCUCUUCGUCCGAGCCUUUGGUCGACGAGAUCGCAUCGUGCCUCCGCGAAUGGCAUUCCACCAACCUCCAUCAGCUCUUGCUGAACCGACAGUACAGCGUCGUGGAGGAGAUGACCAACAUCGUCCGCGAACUCGAUUUUGCCCGACGGCAGCUGUUAUAUAAUGUGCUCACGGCGCAGGAGAAAGAGGCGCUGCGGCGUGAGGUGGUCUGGAAGCUGGUUCGGGGGAAUAAAAUGCUAGGCGCGGAUAUUAUUGUUCGAGAUCCCGACCAACGGGGCCGCUUGUUGACCGGCGAGGACUCGGCCAUUCAGUUGGCCAAACUUCAGUCGGAAAUGAGCAUGCUAGAAAGCAGCCCUACGCAUCAGGCCGAUACGGCUGCGCUCCAUCAUCUACUCCUUGAGAUCAAUGCCGUUUCGGGCAAUGCUCCGGGUCCGGUAACCCUCGCCCUGUAUCUAUGUGUUCAAUCUGAAGCCGGUGCCCUGAGCCCUCUGUCCGAAGCAUACCACCUCUAUAUCCCGUCUCCCGAGAAGUUCGCCAGCAUGGGGCAGAGCAACAAGCUGAAGACGCUCUUCACCGAGUUGAGCGGCAAUGACAUCGGCGACGAUUCGGCGAAUGGACCCAGUCUGUAUCUGGUGGUUGCGGUUCGGGCCACGGAGACUGCUUCCUCCACGGCAGCUUCGUCCCAGCCAAGGCCGUCAGUCUCCCGGGAAGGCUCCUCCGCUUCCAAGCAAUCGCCAGCACUCAAUCCAUCGGUCAAAGGCAGCCUGAAGACGCGCCGUAGCAUGAUGUGGUCAUCAAAGCCGCGCGGUAUUCAGAGUGCGGAGCAGGGAAGACAGAGUCCUCGAGGCCCUCCGCAGUCUUCAGAGAGUACGUCGAGCAACAGGGAUCGAACGGCGGGUCAGUCUGCAAAGGAGUCCACCCAGACUCGCACGGUAGGGGUCGGUCUUCUGGAGGUCUCCCAGAUCCUUCGGCAAGACAAAGACGCUGAGCAAGUGAUAAAUAUCUGGUCACCUUCCGAGGAAAGCGAAGACGGCGACGGCCAUACGGACGGGUUCGAUGAAUUGGUGCGGACGUUGCUUCCCAGCCGCACUGGGAAAUACGUACGAUCCCAGCGUGCCGCUCGCCUUCAUAUUCACCUGCAACCUUUUGUAGCCUCUGACUCCGACGCUCUGGUGUGGCAAAACCCGACGAUCAUGCACAACGUUGCCCAGACCAGGAGAAUCGGGUUCUCCCAGGCUCCCUCGAAACCAAGAUCCGAUAUUUAUGUAUCCAUCUCACAGGCCUCGUUCCCCCCGGAAGCACUCCUUUCACAUCCCCAGGCGGGGCAAGUGCCGAUACCCUCGAAUACGGCAUUCAACAACCUGCAGCUGACACUAGAGGUGCGGGCAUCGUCAGGGGCACGAAUUGAACGAUGUAUCUUUCCCUCAUCCAAUAACACAGCCCACACAGCAUGGCGGACCACCAUAGUUCAACGAGGCACUCCUUGGAACCAGACCAUCCGUCUAAACAUUCCUGCCGAGGAGAUUCCGGGAUCACACCUGAUCAUGAGCGUCGCGGAUGCUCCUGAGUUCCCCUUUGCUCUCGCUUGGAUGCCCCUCUGGGACAAUCAAGCUUUCAUGCGUGAUGGCCCCCAUUCGUUAUUGUUACAUGCCUACGACAAGCAUACUUCCACCAUUGAGAACGGCAAGGGUGCCUAUCUCACCUUGCCGUGGAGCUCACUUGGCAAGAACGAAUCCGCCAAAGACGAGGCAAUCACGGGACCAAUGGCUACUUUGCGUCUUGAGACUCACCUGUGUAGUACUGAGUAUUCACAGGACCAGGUGAUACUCAGCCUGCUCAACUGGAGGGAGCGGCCAGUGGACGAGGUAUUGGACACUCUGAAGCGGGUUCUCUUUGUUCCUGAGAUCGAGAUUGUCAAGCAGCUACGCGGUGUCUUCGAUGCUCUAUUUGGAAUCUUGGUAGAGAACGCCGGUAAUGAGGAAUACGAAGACCUGAUCUUCAAGAACCUGGUGACCGUGCUUGGUAUUGUUCAUGAUCGCCGGUUCAACUUGGGCCCGCUGGUCGAUAAUUAUGCCGACACCCAGUUCAACUUCCCCUUCGCCACUCCUUGUCUCAUCCGAAGCUAUUCACGCCUCCUGCAGGCCAAUUCGGAUCCUCAACAAUCACGCAGUCUCCGGGCAACAUUCAAGGUCGGAAGACAUGUCCUCAAAUUCAUUAUCAAUGCCAGACUGCAGCAGAAAGUGAAAGAGGAAGGCAUUGGCAUUACUCGGGUACAGUCGACUUUCAAUCGAGAUCUUCAUACAAUCUUCAAGUCGCUUGAAGUCCUCAUGAAAAAUUCCUCUCCGGCCAUGGUUGGAAGCAAGACGCUGGUGGUCCAACAUUUCCACACGUGGCUGCCGGAGCUAUCCAAGGUGCUUCCAAAGGACGAAAUCAUCAUGGUGGCUCUCAGCUUCAUGGACUCGUGCAAAGACGUGAAAGGCAUGCUCAUAUUGUACAAGUUGAUUCUGAUUCAGCAUUACACGCGUUUGGAGAUCUUUUGCUCGGGAUCGGAGAGGCAAAGCUUGAUCACGAGCUGCGUGGGUUGGUUGGCGCCUUACUGGGGAGCGACAGGCUCGGUAUCCGACCUUUACCGCGACCAAGUCCGCCUGAAUUGUGCGAUCGUGGCGGAGUUGUUGAGGGAGCCAAACCCAUACCUUUAUGAUUUCAUGCCGCAUAUUGUCUCCUCAUACUAUUCUAUCAUUCCUGAUGGGGUGGAUGAUACCGAAUACCUCUCGUUGCUGUUCAGCAAGUCCUUCCCGUUUCAGGUCAAAUUGUCCAAGAACACACAGAAGUUCGAUGAAGCCCUUGUGGAACUAUCUGCAAUUAUGGCUGCCAUGACAACGGUGACCAACCCUAAAAGGCCUCGACUCAAGGGUCUGGAGCUAUCCACCUUCCUCUCCCAGGCGUUCGAGGUCCAUACCUCGAUCCUGAAUUGUGAGCCUUACCCCGAGAGCUGGCUCAGUGUUCAUGUCUAUAACCACCGCGCCACCGUGAAAAGUCUUGAACACCUCUCUUCCAUCAUGAUUCAUAAGUUCCUUCCCUCGCCGGAUGAUGCCGAGAGCUUCGACACAAGGCUCUGGGAGAACUUCUUCAUGACCUUGCUCAAGGUCGUGUCGAGCGACGUUCUGGCUCUGGAGACAUUCCCCGAACAAAAGAGGCGCGCCAUCUGGAAGAUCGCGGGUGAUGUCCGGGAGCAAGGUGCAGACUUGUUGAACUCCAGUUGGGAGGCGAUCGGCUGGGAGACUACCGAUGAUGAGCGGGAGCGUUUCGGCCUGAAGAAACUUGGUGGUUACCAGGUGCAAUAUGUUCCCGGUCUGGUGGCCCCGAUCAUCGAGCUCUGCCUCAGUGUCCACGAGGGACUGCGGCACGUAGCAGUCGAGAUCCUGCGCACCAUGAUUCUCAGCGAAUGGAGCCUCAACCAGGAUCUCUCCAUCAUCGAGACAGAGAUCAUCUCCAGCUUGGAUAAUCUAUUCAAGACAAAAAACAUGAGCGAGGGCGUCAUCCAAAAGCUCUUUAUUGGAGAACUGCUUGAGCACUUCGAGGAGUGCGCGUCUUUUGACGAGGACUUGUCCAAUGCGGUCAAAGCCCUCAUUGUGACAGUGGACGAACUGCUGGAUCUCUUCGUUGCCUCUCAGGGUGGCUCCAUGGCUGAAAGCCUGCACACGCUGCGGCUGAUGGAAUACAUGAAAGACAUGGGACGAGAGGACAUUUUCAUUCGAUAUGUUCACGAGCUCGCCCAAGUGCAGGCUGAGGCGGGCAACUUUUGUGAAGCCGCCCUUGCGCUCCAGUUCCACGCCGACCUUUAUGACUGGGACCCUAAGCGGACGGUUCCCGAACUCCUGAACCCUGCUUUGCCCGAGCAGACGUGCUUUGAGAGGAAGGAAUCGCUCUACUUCACGAUCAUCCAAUACUUCGAGGACGCAAAGGCAUGGGCUCAUGCCCUGGUCUGCUACAAAGAGCUUGCCCAGCAAUACGAAGACACGAUGGUGGACUUCGCCAAGCUCUCACGGGCCCAAGGCUCCAUGGCCAGGAUCUACGACACCGUCUCGCGAGAAGAAAAACACUUCCCCCGAUACUUCCGGGUUCUCUACAAGGGGCUUGGAUUUCCGACAAACUUGCGAGACAAGGAGUUUAUCUUCGAAUGCGCACCAGGUGAGCGCAUGGCCAAUUUCGUGGAUCACAUGCAGCGAGAGCACCCCGCGGCGCAGAUUGUUUCCUCUGGGGAACCCCACGAUUAUGAGGGCCAGUAUCUACACAUUAAUCCUGUCAGCGUCUACCGAGACAUGAACCAUCCGGUUUAUCAACGAUCGAAAAUCCCGUCUUCGGUCAGGGACCAUCUUCUGAUUUCCGAGCCCUGCCGAUUCACCUCAACGUUGAAGAAACAUGUCCGCGGGGCGAAUGUUCAGGGACAGUGGGUCGAGAAAACCAUCUAUACCACUGCAGACCCCUUCCCGAAUAUCCUCCGCAGGAGCGAGGUGGUUAUCACCGAAGAGGUUGCAUUGUCACCUUUGCAAACCGCUCUUGAGCGCACAUGGCGUAAGACCCAGGAGUUGGCUCUCUUGCAGAGGCGAGCGGCAUCCGGUGAAGACUCGAGUCUUUCCAGCCUGACCGAGGCAUUGGACCAAUUGUUAGACCGCAACUCUUCCUCGACCAGCUGUGUGGCCGUUUAUCGUCAAUUCCUGUCCGAGACUCGCGCUGAGGACGAAAUUGAGGACACCCCAACGCCAGCCGAUCCCCUGAGAAACGCUCUAGCCGUCGCUCUAAUCGACCAUGCGCUAGCGAUCAAGCAUGCUCUUGCCAUGUUCCAUCGUCCUGCCCACCAAGCAACACAGGCCGAAUUAAUCCGCCGCUUUGAGGAUGCGUUUGCUCCCGAACUGUCUUCUCUCACCCCGAUGGCGCAGGACACGCCUCAGUUGACCUUGCCCUAUUCUCGGACUCCUUCCGUCAGUCGCAAGCCGCAGUCCCUGGCGCGAUCCACCAGCCCCGAGCAUGAAUUGAUCCGGUCGUCACGCCAAAACAGCCACAGCCGAAAGCAUUCCCAGAAACCCUCUGUUAGUCAUCGAAUCAGCGUGAUGAACCCCUUCAAACGCUCCAACCACGGAGCCAGUAACUCUGUUUCUACGGUCCAAGGGGUGGCGGCGUCGCAGCCAGCCGGCAACACCAAUGGAAUCGAGGAUUCCCACCGAGCGCCUUCGCGGGCCGAGACUUCACAAGAGCGCGAUGCGGAUGCGAUAACUGUCCACAGUCGAACCACCAAUCAAUCUCGAGACACGCAAUCGAAGCGGAGGAGCUUCUUCGGAGAGAAGCUGCAUAAACACACAUCGUCCUUGUCAGUCCCCGGUGGUAAUUCCGCCGAGAGCUCCUCGCAGCGAUCGCGAAGUGCCUCUCGAGAUGCGGCCGCAAAGUCCCAUGAAAGCAUCAAUACGCCUACGUCGCAGCAGCAGCCAAACGGGACAUCUGCGGGCGAACCAUCGGUCACAAGCCCUCGGUCGGGAUGGUCCACUAUCCCUUCGAUCAAAGACCACCCGCGACCCAUGACGCAGAGCAGUGCGACCUCCAUCAGAAGUCCCGAGAUUGGGAGUCCGAUUAGCCAAGCAACCGGGCAUUCUAGCGGCGGCGUGCGGGAUUCCGUCAUGAAGCGAUUCAGUCUCUUCAAGGGCCUCAAUCGGAAAGGCAGUCGUCUUGAUUUCCGGUCUGACUCCAAUGGAAUGACCGUCCACGAAGAGUGA